This is a messenger RNA of Drosophila ficusphila, 831 nucleotides long. RefSeq names its product integumentary mucin C.1. NCBI's taxonomy places the organism in Eukaryota, Metazoa, Arthropoda, Insecta, Diptera, Drosophilidae. The record is from RefSeq and is a predicted model, not a curated record. The coding region runs from base 32 to 718 and encodes 228 amino acids. The transcript has 2 exons.
UCAACACAGCUCGCUCAAAAAUAAAUCCACAAUGAAAGUUCCCUUUAUUUGUUUGUGCUUGUUAGUGACUGGAAUUUUGGCUCAGGAUACAAAGCCAGAAGUUCCUGUGGACUUUCCGCCCCCUACCACAGUGACCACCACAUCUGAAGAAACUACAACAACCACCAUAGCAGAUACAACAAUUGCAGCAACAGAACCAACCACAACUUCCACACCAGAACCCACUACAAUUUCAACAACAGAAGAGAGUACUACUACAACAAUAGCACCCACAACAACUACAACACAAGAACUAACCACAACGGAACCCACUACAACUUCAACCACAGAAAGGAGUACAACAACGACCCCAGCGCCCACUACAUCGACAACAAUAGAAACCACCACAAUACCCAGUCCAACUUCAACAACACAAAGGGAACCAAUAUUUACGAACCAGAUACCUUCCAAUGUGCAACCCACAUAUCCAUGGCGACCCAUUUAUACUACAAAAUCCCCUUGGACCUGGAACAACCCCACAGAAACGUGUUAUCUGAAAGACCACCAGGAGUAUCGAAGAAGCUGCUAUGGAUGGGGUUGGCAAACUACGUUCAACUGCUAUCGGUGCUGCAACAACGCAUACAGCGGCACAGUUGGAUGCAGUAAGCUUCACGAAGGGCGUUGUUGGUGGCUUGACUACGGUCAAUGGAGAACGCAUACUGUUUAUGUGCAAAAAUAAAUUAUUAAAAUACUUAUUAAACUAAAAGUCAAAUAAAGCCUGUACACUGCUGUAAAAUAAGUUUUGUGAGCCUAAACAGCUUGAAAAAUAUAAAUUUAUUUUUUUCAAUUUGA